This is a messenger RNA of Brassica oleracea var. oleracea, 1971 nucleotides long. RefSeq lists its product as uncharacterized. NCBI's taxonomy places the organism in Eukaryota, Viridiplantae, Streptophyta, Magnoliopsida, Brassicales, Brassicaceae. Gene Ontology annotation, molecular function: catalytic activity. The coding region runs from base 1 to 1971 and encodes 656 amino acids. The record is from RefSeq and is a predicted model, not a curated record. The transcript has 4 exons.
AUGAGGUAUGCUCUACCGGGUUGGAAGUCUAUCACUAACUAUGACUACAACCGUCUUGGGAAGAUCUGGUUUUGUUGGAAGGAUGAGGUUGUAGUUAUGCUUUUGCACAAAAGUGCGCAGAUCAUCACUUGUGCUGUUCAAAAUCCAGUAAAUGGGGAGCAGUUUAUUUGUUCGGCUAUUUAUGCAUCAAAUUUCAUGGCUGAGAGAAGAUUACUUUGGGAGGAUAUCAGAGCAACAAGAGCAGCAUAUGAACACCUAUCCCUACCCUGGAUUUUGCUAGGGGACUAUAAUGUCACGCUCUCUUCCUCAGAACAUUCUAGAAGUCAGGAUUAUAUGGUGGAUCAAUCAGGCAUGCGGCAUUUUCAAGACUUGGUAUAUGAUUGUCAUCUUUUGGAUCUCCCUUAUGUUGGAUGGUGGAACAAGCGAGGGUUGGAUCCUAUUGGUAAAAAACUAGAUCGCACUUUGAUAAAUGGGGAUUGGCUCAGAUUCUUCCCACAUUCAUUUGCCAAGUUUAAAGCGGGAGGAGUCUUUGACCAUGCUCGCUGCAUUUUUUUUUUGCCUCUCAUCACACGCAAAUGGGGUGAAUCGGGUCCAUUAUAUCACUCCAGGUCCGCUCUCCAGAGGUUCCAUCAGAAGUUAAAAACGCUCAAGCAUGAUCUGCGAAAUCUCAACAGAACGCACUAUGGUGACAUCCCUAUCCACACAAAGAAGGCCUUUGACGACCUCUGCAUCUAUCAAGCUCAGGUGCUAGCUAAUCCUUGCUCGGAGACAUUCCAUGCUGAAUCAGUUGCGUCUGAUCGAUGGCAUCACUUUGCACGUAUUGAAGAGCAGCUGUUCAUGCAGAAAUCUAGAAUCCAGAUAGCUCGCAACAACAUCAAUUUGCUCUACAAAGAAGAUGGUGAGGUACUUACGGAUCCAGAUGCUAUUAAGAGGGAAGCUGUAGAUUAUUUCCAGAGGUUUAUGCAAUCACAACCUGACAAUGCGGAAUCCACUUAUCUGGAAGAGCUGCCGGAUUUGCUAAACUACAGAUGUUCUGCGCCAGAUGCCUCUAUGAUGGUAGCUCCCUUUUCAGCAGCAGCUAUUUAUGAAACUUUGAGGUCUCUCCCGAACGGAAAGGUACCAGGACCAGAUGGCUACACGAAGGAGUUUUUUGUAGUAGCAUGGCCUAUAUUGGGAAGAGAUUUCGUCAUUGCGAUUCAGUCUUUUUUCCAGUUUGGCUUUCUGCCUACCGGGGUAAACUCUACCAUAUUAGCUUUGAUUCCGAAGAAGAGCCCUGCCCGGACUAUGAAAGACUUCAGACCGAUAGCAUGCUGCAAUCUGAUGUACAAAGUAAUCUCAAAGCUUCUAUCCAACAGGCUGAAGAGGAUCCUCCCAGAGGCUAUAGAGUAUGCUUUCAUCAAGGGGCGUCUGUUGCUGGAGAAUGUAUGUCUUGCAAAUGGGCUUGUUAAGGAAUAUCAUCUGGAUUCGACUUCAGACAGGUCUACAAUCAAAUUUGACAUAGCAAAGGCUUUUGAUACGGUGAAAUGGGGAUUUAUAUUCUCGGUUCUACAGGCUUUGCUCUCAGAUGCAUGUAUCAAUGGGGCCUGGAACAUAAGAAGGCGAGGGAGGAGAGUGUUUGGUGAUGUCUAUGAUGAGAUUGAGAAUGCAAGUAUGCCAACUUCGGAUGCAGGAAGGGACUUUACGCUUUGGAGACACGAUGGUGAUGACUUUAAGAACCAUUUUUCUACUCGGGCAACAUGGGAGCAGAUUAGGAUCAGGAAGCAGGAAGUUCCCUGGCAUAGGCUGGUUUGGUUUCCUCAAGCAGUUCCUCGACAGGCCUUCAAAGUGUGGCUGACCUUCAAAGAUAGACUAUCUACGGGAGUUCGUAUGAGACAGUGGGGGAUUACUCAGGGGUGUAUGUUCUGUGGUGAGAGGGAUGAAAGUAGGGAGUAUCUGUACUUUGCCUGCCCUGUUACUUACUUUAACGGCUAA